AUGUUCCAGAACAGACAUCCGGUAUGUUUACACAAAGUUAUAUUUAUCUGUGUUUAGGGGUCGUCAAACAACCAGAUGAAGAUACCAGCGAUACCUGAGUAUCUGGAUCGACUGAAGGAAGAGUAUACCCACAUGCAACAACAAUUGCAAACAUUUCGCGUAGAUGUAGAGACCAAGCAAAAGGAGCUAGAGACGUUACAACGCCAGAUGAUGAGCUAUGCCGAAUUUAUUAACCAGGCCCAGUUCGAAGUGACAAAACAAACUGAAAUAGCCAAAAGAUUGACCGCGAUUUUACAACAUUUUGUCAACUUUUUACCUGUUGAGCAACAGGCAGCUGCUAUGCAGGCUGUUGAAAAAGCCAAGAAUAUUUCACCUCAGGCAAGUUGUUGUAAAACUAGUAUUACUUUUAUUGUUUUUAUGGAAGGAGAAAAUUCAGAUUUUAAUUUUUUUUAUUAUAGUACGUGUUUCAAACCAAAAUAUUCGUUAUAUAUAUGUAACUAUAUUGUUUUAGGAAAUGAUACAAAUUGCGAAUUCGCAUCAGAACCCCCUAAACAUGAUGGGUAACAUGGGCGGCAUGAUGCCUCCCGGCUUCAACCCUUUUAUGCAAAUAAAGCCGGAAGAUAUGAAUGCUUUUGCGGCUCAGUUGGCUGCCAUGAACAAGUUCCCGUUCGUACCUGGCAUGCCUCACCCAAUGAUGGCCGGGCUACCUAACAUUACGGCCAGUACCUCAAACGCUCCUACUUCUAGUGUCGGACCGUCGUCUUCUUUAGACAACCACCACCGUGCUACCUCUGUGAACAAUUCAAGGCCACAGUCGAGUGUAGGAACACCAAUGUCCAAGAAGGCAAAGGCCGAGAUUGAUGACACAGAAGCUGAACUCGAAAUCGAUGUUCAGAACGACGAUACCUGUAGUAGAAUCAACGGGAACACGAAUAAGAAGGAUGGACGGGAAAGUGCCCACUCGAUGUCGUCUCGAGAUUCUUCAGUUACUCCGAAGUCACUGAAGCCACAGUCGUCGUACCAAAACAAUAUGAUACCAGCUUUGGGAGAGCUCAACAAUCUGUUUAACUUUGGUCCUAACUCUCAACGCAACCUUCUUCUCGGCAACUCCUUCGGUCUAGGAGCUGGGAAUGGCAAACCUCCGUAUGCUUUUAAAGUGUCUGAGGGACAGCCGGUCCAACCUGUACAGUUUCCUUCAGAUGCAUUUGACGCGCCUGAUAUUCCAAAGUAAGUUUGUUUUAUUACCUUUUUUAAAUUCAUUAUAGUAAAUUUAUUAUAUUAUGUUACCUAUUUUUUAAGUAUUACGUUAGAGUAUUUUAUGAAAUAACAUCUGUAUUAAUUUUAAUGCUUUUCGGCACCUUACAUUACUUUUGUUGCAGAACAAUGAACAAACUGGCGGAUCUUCCACAUGGAGAUGUUGUUUGUGCCGUGACAAUAGCGCCCUCUGGGAAUAAAGUUUAUACUGGAGGCAAAGGAUGUAUUAAAGUGUGGGAUAUUACCAAGCCUAAGGAGACCACGGCGUCCCCGUUGGCCAAGUUAGCUUGUCUCGAAGAUCAAUACAUCCGGUCGUGUAAACUAUUACCAAACAAAAGCCAACUUCUGGUCGGCGGAGAAUGCAAGAACAUCUGCAUCAUCGAUAUUGAGGUAUGUUGCUAUAGGGAUAUCUGACCGUACUCUUUUAGACCGAAACAGUGGUCAAAACAUUGGACUGUGAAGCUCAAGCAUGCUACGCUUUGGUGGUAUCUCCAGAUGGGAAAACAUGCUACUCGUGUUGUGCUGAUGGAAAGGUUGUUAUCUGGGAUCUGGAGACCUUCGAACGUGUAGGAGAAAUGAAAGGACAUGACGAUGGAGCGAGUUGUGUGGAUCUGGCUUCAAAUGGCACCAGUUUGUGGACCGGAGGUCUGGACAACACAGUUUGCGAAUGGAACGUAGGAGAAAGGAAGAGCAUCAAGAAGUUCGAGUUUGAUACGCAGGUAAGAUAUUAGUUUUUUCAGAUUUGUUUUAAUUAAAACUGGCAUUUCUUCUAUAUAUUGGUGUUUGUAUUUUAGGUAUUCUCCUUGAGUUGUUCACCAACAGAAGAUUGGGUCGCUGUAGGAAUGGAGAACUCGAAGGUCGAGCUAGUAAACCCCAAUGACAACGACAAGUACAUCCUACACGAGCAUGAGAACUGUGUUCUGUCUCUCAAGUUUGCACACUCUGGGAAAUGGUUUGUGUCGACCGGUAAAGACAGCUCCUUGAUUACAUGGAGAGCACCGUACGGUGCCAGACUCAUCAAAACGAAGCAGGAGACGUCGGUGUUGUCGUGUGACAUCUCAUCUGAUGACAAGUAUAUUGUUACGGGAGCUGGGGAUAGGAAAGCGAUUCUGUACGAACUGGCGUGA
This is a messenger RNA of Bursaphelenchus okinawaensis, 2381 nucleotides long. The record is from the annotation of a GenBank genome assembly. Lineage: Eukaryota; Metazoa; Nematoda; Chromadorea; Rhabditida; Aphelenchoididae.